This is a messenger RNA of Eutrema salsugineum, 1212 nucleotides long. RefSeq lists its product as uncharacterized. NCBI's taxonomy places the organism in Eukaryota, Viridiplantae, Streptophyta, Magnoliopsida, Brassicales, Brassicaceae. The record is from RefSeq and is a predicted model, not a curated record. The transcript is spliced from 8 exons. The coding region runs from base 136 to 999 and encodes 287 amino acids. Gene Ontology annotation, molecular function: protein binding.
UAUCGCUUCGGUCGGAACGGUUCAGUUUCGGUUGGUUUGAGAAUUUGGCCAAAAUCGAAUCGAAGGGAGACAAUUAGACAAAGCUCCUGAUCUCUGAUAGGUUUUUUCUCGGGCUAGAUUAUCUCUCCGGCAAAGAUGCUUCGUCGCCAGAUUCUCCGGCAAGCUUCCGCCGCCGCUGCGGAAUCGAAGCUCACUCGUCAUCUUCACGGAUUCGAUCAGCGGAGAGGAUUACACAGCAGGAACAAGAAAGCAAUGGAGUAUGUAGCCAAAGGAUGGAGUGCGAUUAAGGAAGUGGACAGAGUCAUCGAUUACUGUGAACUCAAUGAUCGACGCCUUAUUCCUCUCCUCAGGGGAGCUAAAGAGAACUUUGAGCUUGCUCUUGAGGCUGAUAAUUUGAACACUCAUGCUAGAUACUGGCUUUCAAAGUUGCACUUGAAGUACCAUGUCCCAGGAGCGUGUAAAGCUAUUGGAGCUGCUUUGCUUGUUGAAGCUGCAGACAUGGGUAAUGCAGAUGCUCAAUAUGAACUAGGGUGUCGUUUAAGAGUCGAGAAUGAUCAUGUCCAGUCCGAUCAACAAGCGUUUCACUAUAUAGAGAAUGCUGUCGAUCAGCUGCAUCCAGGUGCUCUCUACCUUUUAGGAAUAGUGUAUAUGACAGGAGACUGUGUGAAGCAAGAUAUAGAUUCAGCUAUAUGGUGUUUCCACAGGGCUUCGGAGAAGGGACAUGCUGGUGCUGCUAUAGCGUAUGGAUCUCUUCUACUUAGAGGUGUGCAAGUCCCGGAGUCUCUAACAAAAUUGAAUACCGUGGGAGUUUCGCCGCCCAAGAGAAUAAGAAAGAACGAUCCGGAAAACCAAGAGACGAAUACAUUAGAGAUGGCGAAAGAGCAGUUCCAAAUCGCUGCAAGAGCAGGAUGCGAUCUUGGGCUCAAAUGGCUGCAAAGGUUAGAGCAAGAAGAGAAACUUCUUAUGACCGAAGAAAAUAACGAAUGUGCCUACGUAUAAAUGCAAUAUGUCUCUUGUGGAGCGAAUCAUCAAGCAAGCUUAUGGUGCUAGAAUGUUAUAUCUGUCUGUUUAUACAAAAUGUGAGAAUUGAGAUUUUACGUUUAGAGUAUGCGUAGAAAGCCGGAAAAAACUGCCAGUACAAUCAAAGAUAUUGAUACUUUGGAAAGCUUACAACAGGCAAUGUCAUCAACUUUACAUGAACCAUUCACUCAA